Tarenaya hassleriana is the source of this 1489-nucleotide messenger RNA. Its product is annotated as ATP phosphoribosyltransferase 2, chloroplastic-like. The transcript is spliced from 11 exons. The record is from RefSeq and is a predicted model, not a curated record. The coding region runs from base 17 to 1219 and encodes 400 amino acids. NCBI's taxonomy places the organism in Eukaryota, Viridiplantae, Streptophyta, Magnoliopsida, Brassicales, Cleomaceae. Gene Ontology annotation, cellular component: cytoplasm. Gene Ontology annotation, biological process: L-histidine biosynthetic process. Gene Ontology annotation, molecular function: ATP phosphoribosyltransferase activity; magnesium ion binding.
GCCCACUCAACGGACGAUGUCGAAUCCUCUGACGAAUUUACAGCAGUGCCCCUCCCCUUCCUUUGUCCCUUUCCUCCCUCCCUCCUCUCCGUUGCCGUCGACCGGAAUCUCCGUCGUCGGGCCUCGCCGGCGAUGCCUGAGAUUCGUUACGCGCUGCGUAUCUUACGGUCAGAGCUCCGUCGACAACAGUGCUGCUGUAGUGGAGCGUAACCAGAUUCGUCUUGGUCUUCCUAGCAAGGGACGAAUGGCCUCUGAUACUCUUGAUCUUCUCAAGGAUUGUCAAUUGUUCGUCAAACAAGUCAAUCCUCGGCAAUAUGUGGCUCAGAUUCCGCAGUUACCGAACACAGAAGUCUGGUUUCAACGGCCAAAUGACAUUGUGAGGAAGUUACUCUCAGGAGAUCUGGAUCUUGGAAUAGUUGGUCUUGACACUGUUACUGAAUAUGGUCAGGGAAAUAAAGAUCUUAUUAUCAUUCAUGAUGCUCUCAACUUUGGUGACUGUCGACUAUCCCUUGCGAUACCUGAAAAUGAGAUGUUUGAGAAUGUAAAUUCUCUGAAGGAGUUAGCACAAAUGCCCCAGUGGACCGAGGAGAGACCUUUACGUGUUACUACAGGCUUUUCUUAUUUAGGCCCCAAGUUCAUGAGAGAUAAUGGGAUAAAGCAUGUCAUCUUUUCAAUUGCAGAUGGAGCCUUGGAGGCAGCCCCUGGGAUGGGGAUAGCUGAUGCCAUUUUAGACCUUGUGAGUAGCGGGACAACUUUGAAGGAGAACAACUUGAAAGAAAUUGAAGGAGGAGUUGUGCUGGAAAGCCAGGCCGUACUCGUUGCAAGCAGAAGGGCAUUGACUGAGAGAGAAGGGGCGCUAGAAACUGUCCACGAGAUUCUUGAAAGACUGGAGGCUCACCUGAAAGCAGAUGGUCAAUUCACUGUUGUUGCCAACAUGAGAGGAACGAAUGCUGAGGAAGUGGCUGAGCGCGUGUUGAGCCAACCAUCAUUAUCAGGACUGCAGGGACCAACGAUAAGCCCUGUUUACUGUAAACGAGAUGGAAAAGUAUCGAUUGAGUACUAUGCAAGUGUUAUAUGUGUACCGAAGAAGGCCCUGUACGAGUCUGUUCAGCAACUGCGAGCGAUCGGAGGUAGUGGAGUCCUGGUUUCACCUCUCACCUACAUUUUCGACGAGGAAACUCCCAGAUGGAGUCAGCUGCUGAGAAAUCUCAGGCUUUAAUGCCUCUUCACAUAAUUGAUAGUUUUGGUGAGCCAAAAGCAUUCUUGAUAGAAGAGCUCAUAAUCUGCACGAGGGUCUAGAAUUUAUCCUUGUGGGCAAUCCUGCAUUUGUGCCUUUCAAUGAAGUUGUUUUUUACUGGCACCUCCUUCUCUGUUGCAACUUGUACGGUUGUCUCUUUUUAGCAUCUCUAUUUGGUUUUGAGGAUCUUGGAGAUUGUUGUUAAAUCCAAUAGAACAAUACUAAAGGCCUUCUUGCUUAGCCUUUUAAUUC